AAAUAGAAGCUGCCUUGCCUAUCUGCCUAGCUGCUUGCUGCUUCUGAAUUCUGAUCGAUUAUAACAUUCAUUUUUGCAGGGCAGGGGCAGGGGCAGGUCUCUCUAGCUUUUUUUUUUCUUUGUGAUUUAUGAUCAGAUCAGAUCUGUUUAAAAGCUAAUCCAUUGAGAAGACCAGUCACAUUAUCAGAGAAGAGAAGAGAAGAGAUGACGGGAGUUGGUGCAGGUCGCCACCGCUGUGACAACAAUGGGAGCGGAAGAGGUGGCAGUCCGCCUCCGGAGAAGAGGCCGCUGCCGCCGGCAUUGAUCACACCCCGACCCAUUGUGCGAAAGGUUCAAAUUGUGUAUUACCUCUCCAGAAACGGCCUCCUCGAGCACCCUCACUUCAUGGAGGUCGCUCUUCUUCCCACCCGCCGCGACCUUCUCCUGAAAGAUGUGAUGGACCGGCUUACAGUCUUAAGAGGCAAAGGGAUGCCUUCACUCUACUCCUGGUCUUGCAAAAGGAGCUACAAGAACGGGUAUGUGUGGAACGACUUAGCUGAGAACGACGUUAUCUACCCAUGUGAAGGAGCAGAGUACAUACUCAAAGGCUCUGAACUUUUUCAGCCUUCCUCCGAGAAAUCACAAGUCAACAAUGCCCCACAGUUUGACCUUGUUAGAAGCGCCCACCCAGUCAAACAAGCAGACUUUUCGCCAAAACGCAGGCCCGCGGCUUCUAAACGACAUCCCGAGCCGGAAGAGGUGGUUCAGAACCACUGCAAGGAAGAAGAUUACCAAGAGAAAAUCACUAUAACUACUACGGACCGGUUUGAGUUGACCCGGGGCGACUCGUCUCCUCCGUCCACCGCUUCUUCUUUGUCCGAGAAGUGCAACGACGGGGGCAACACCACUUCCCAGAGGUACGAAGAUGGCGACCCGGUGGUGGCCGACUCGUUACUCGGCCGGAGUUCUGUUCUCUUCCAACUCAUCUCCUGCGGUGGCUCCGCUUCUUUCAGAGCAAAGGGUUUGACGCCCUUUGCGAAGCAGUCACCGGCGGCUGCAGUGGGAAGGAAGAGCUGCAGCGGUGCUGCUCUGAAAAAAGAGGCGCAGAUUCGUGCGGCGGCGGCAGCGGCGAACUCCAUCGACGAUGAGGAAGAAAUUAUCAUCAAAUACAUGUCGGAGAACCCGAGGUUCGGGAACAUGCAGUCCCAGGAAAAGGAGUACUUCAGUGGGAGCAUCUUGGACUCCAUUGCGGCGGAGGAGAAGUCUCAGGUCCCUCCAUGUCUCCAGAAAUCUAAUUCCUACAAUGAAGAAAGGAAGUGCAGGCCAGGGCUAGAAGAAGUAGGUGCGGAGAAGGAGGCAAAGCAAAACGCUGGGAAAUGUAUUCCCAAAAAAAAGUCUUCAUCUAAGCAAUCCUCCAAAAAGUGACCAUAUAUCUUUUGUCAGAUAUAAUGAUGAUGAGAUCGAACACGGAAUUUGGCUGUAAUCCUUUGUCUUCUUCAAUAGCUUUCUAGUACUUUAGGGUCAUUAGCUGCUGAACCACCUCCCACGCUUCCUUUCCUUUAUUUAUGCUGCAACUCUAAAUUUACCUAACAAAAAAAAAACGAUAGGGUGUUGUGAAAUUAGUAGAAAGUUUGAUCGAGGGACGUAAAUUAGUCUUAUAUCACAUUUUACUUAGUGUCCGUGCCCAUCUACACAUUGUUGUGCCUUAAUGUAAUGAGCAAUUCUUCUUGUACACUUUGUUAUUGUUUACACUUUGUUAUUGAGC
Cuscuta epithymum is the source of this 1744-nucleotide messenger RNA. The record is from the annotation of a GenBank genome assembly. NCBI's taxonomy places the organism in Eukaryota, Viridiplantae, Streptophyta, Magnoliopsida, Solanales, Convolvulaceae.